UCGACUUUUUUUUCAUUCUACGUUCCAGUAGCAGAUUGAAGGAAAAUUAGAGACCAAUGUCUAAUUCAGAAAAAUGGACUAUAAUAUUUGGCGUUUAUUUGACAACUUUCAUAUAUUUAUGUCAAAGUGCAUCGACUACUGUUUUUGGUGACAAAUGCAAUAAAACUAUAGGUUGUGAAAAUCUAAGAGGUUCGCAUUGUUUACAUGACAAAUGUGUUUGUGAGAAAGGCUAUUUCGAGGAAAAUGGAAAAUGUAUUGCGUUUAUUGGAACAGAAUGUAAAAAUAACGACUGUCUUAUAAACUUUUCAAGUUGCAUUGACCAUACUUGUCAAUGCCAUCACACUCAUGUUAAUUUGCAUGACAAACAAUGUUUGGAACGUCUCUCUUAUGGAGAUUCUUGUGAGCAUGACAUACAAUGUACAUGUACAAACAAUGAUAAUUGCAUUCUUAAUGAGACAUAUGUCGAUCUUAUCUGCCAGGACAAGUUUUGUUCCUGUCCCGAAGGUUAUCAUUACGCGCCCAAUAAAAAUGCCUGCAUUAAAAGUGCAAAAGAAUUAAAUGACGCGUGUGAAACCAAUGACAACUGUCUGACUGUUCCAAACUCGCGGUGCAUUGACAAACAAUGCACGUGUCCUGAUAAUAAUUUUGUAAACAACAAUGAAUGUUUGCUUGGAAUCGGCGCUUCUUGUUCUCUGGGCAGUGAAUGCAGCGCUAAUAAUUCAUAUUGUUCGAUAAUCAAUGGCUGCAGUUGUCAAAAGAACUAUGUUGAGCUGUCUGUCAAACAAUGUGUUCCAACAAAAGCACUCUAUGAAUCAUGUGAAAUAAACGAACAAUGUUCCUGUGAGCAUGAAACAAACUGUUACUUAGGUGGGACGAACAAAGAUCUCCUUUGUUUGAACAACAAAUGUGAUUGCCCAGCUGACUAUCAUUAUGAUCCAGAAAGAUAUUCUUGUGUUCCUACUUCAAAAGGUCUAGGUGAUAAUUGUUUAAAUAACGCGGAUUGUUCUCUCAUAAAUACAGAGUGUAUCAAUGGUCAAUGCAGCUGCAAACAAUAUUACUAUAAAGUAGGAGAAUAUUGUUUGCCUGGAAUCGGGGCGCCUUGUUCGGACAACGAAUGUCGUGCAAACAAUUCUAUGUGUGCGACAAAUAGGCAUUGUAUUUGCCACCCAAGACAUAUAUUUGCUUCGAUCGAUCGUUGUAUACCAGUGAGAUCUUAUGGCGAAUUGUGUGAACAAGACGAACAAUGCUCGUGUUUGUUCAACAAAUGUCGGCUGGAUGAGUCAUACAAAGAUAUUGUUUGUUGGGACGGCAAAUGUGGAUGCCCAGCGGACUUUCACUAUGCAUUUAGAAGAACCGCUUGUGUCCACAGCGCGAAAGGUAUUGGUGAUCAGUGUGACAACGAUGACAAUUGUAUGCCACUUCUUAAUACAAAGUGUAUUGAUAAUAAGUGUCAAUGUAUAAAAAAUUAUUUUCCUUAUGGUAGUCAAUGCAAACAAGGGCUCGAUGCAUUUUGUAUCAGCAACAACGAUUGUUCAGCCAUAGAAAACGGUCGUUGCGUUGAUCAUAAGUGUCAAUGCAAAGAAAAUUAUGUUAAAAAAUCAACUGGGCGCUGCGUAGCCGUUUCUUUGUUCGGCAAGCAAUGUGAGUACGACAUACAAUGUCAUGCGCACACCGAAAAUGCAGUGUGUAUAUCAAGCGCAACAGGUGGCGCAGGCAGCAGCGAAGGAAAAAUAUGUCAAUGCAGUGACGGACAACAUCAUCAUGGCAGCGGUUGUCAUGUAACGAAAAAAUUAGGUGACGAAUGUGACCAUGUGAGUCAAUGUUUCGUCACAUCCCACUAUGCUAGUGUUGACUGCCGUAGUCAAUGCACUUGUGCUGAAGGGUUUACGCAAUUAAAUGAGACAUAUUGCGGUGGCGCUGGGAGCGUCGUUGCCUCAUUGUUAUUAAUAACUUUAAUGUUUGUAUUCAAAUUUUUCAUGUAAUUUACAAAUAACAUGUAUAUGUAUAAAUAUAUAUAUAUAUUAUAUCUAUUAUACUGUGUCAGUAUUAACAUUAAGAGGUCGCCAGUCGUAAAUUUUCAUUUUUCCUCUAAAUAACAUGGGAAAGUUUUUUUUUCAUUGGGAACUUUAUAACUCGUCAGCAAAUCAGUGGAUCGAAAAGGUCGAUAAACAUUUUUUGUUGGAAAUUGAACGCUCUACAAAAAAGGUCUCUUAUUAGUUUUCGAUAAAUUUAAUUUUUCAAAAGUUAUUCGAGGUCAAAGUUGAAACUAUUGUAAAUUUUAGUAUUUUGUGACUUUUCUGGCGAAAUUAUCAGACUUAUCAUAAAAUGUUAUAGGACCUUUUUUGUACAUCAUUUUAUUUCCUACAAUUUAUCUCUUACAAAAUUUUCACAAUUCCUGAAUGUUCUUUAGUUAUUUGCAUUUAAAUGUCAAUUUAACAAGAAAUUUUCUGACCGAUUUGAUUUAUUACUUUUAAAUGCAAAUAACUAAAGAACUUUUUGAAAAUUUCGGAAAAUUUGUAAGAGAUAAUUUGUGGGAAAUAAAAUGAUCUACAAAAAAGGUCUUCUAACAUUUUGUGAUAAGUUUGAUAGUUUCGCCGGAAAAGUCACAAAAUACUAAAAUUUACUAUAGUUUCAACUUUGACCUCGAAUAACUUUUGAAAAACCAAAUUUAUCGAAAAAUAAUAAGAGACCUUUUUUGUAGAGCGUUCAAUUUCCAACAAAAAAUGUAAGUCGACCUUUUCGAUCCACUGAUUUGCUGACGAGUUAUAAAAUUCCAAAUGAAAAAAAAAAAAUUUCCAUGUUAUUUAAAUGAGAAAUGAAAAGUUACGAUUAGCGACCUCUUAAUAUUAAUAUUAAGGGCUCAAAUUUUAACAGGACCUU
Molecule: messenger RNA, 2880 nt
Organism: Microplitis demolitor
Lineage: Eukaryota; Metazoa; Arthropoda; Insecta; Hymenoptera; Braconidae
Product: prion-like-(Q/N-rich) domain-bearing protein 25
Exons: 10
Coding region: 57-1982 (641 amino acids)
Source: RefSeq, a predicted model, not a curated record